AUGUCCCGGUACUACGAACGGGGCGUCAAGCUCCCCUUCCUACCGGAACUGCGACUCAACUCCCCCUACUGGCAGAAUGUCCUGAUAGGAAGUCUAGUCGGCGUAACAGCCGGUCUCUAUGUCUCACUGAACCUCCUCGGAGCAGGGGGAGGCAAACCAAACUCCGCCCAAACAGUGCAAGUCGUCAACGCGACCCUCUGCACGGUCUGGUUCUUCUCCGCCUCAUUCGGCGGAACAGUGCUGAACACCGUCGGGCCUGCCAUUACAGCAUGCUUAGGUGUCAUUGGAUACAUUAUCUACGUCGGCAGCUUGAUGUACUUCGAUCAUACGGGGAAAAGCGGGUUUCCGAUCUUCGCGGGCGUUGCGAUUGGGAUAUCGGCGGGUCUUAUAUUCGUCACGAUGGGAUCGAUUGCCAUGUCCUACUCCGAGGAGCGAGAUAGAGGGAUGUAUAUCACCAUGUCGGUUAAUUUGCAAGCUGUGGGCUCUAUAGUUGGUGGCAUCAUCCCAUUGUUGAUCAACAGAAGUUCGAAUGAGGCCACCGGGGUCCCCUCCGCCGUAUACAUCGUCUUCAUGGUGAUGAUGGGCGUUGGAGCCUGCGCUGCAUUCCUGCUCAUGCCUGCUUCUCGAGUUAUCCGCGACGAUGGCACCCAAAUAGCCACCCUCAAACCACGCGGGUUCGUCGACGAAUUAAAGGCAAACCUGGAGAUAUUCAAAGAUUGGAAACUACUUAUCAUGAUCCCCGCCUUCCUCCCAGCAGAGUGCUUCCUCGUCUACGGCGGCUCCGUCAACGCCUACCGCAACAACCUGCGCACUCGAUGCCUCCUAUCCUUCAUCGCAGUAGUCGUCCAAGUCCCCUGCGGGAUCCUCCUCCAGAAAGUCCUCGACAACAAGAACUGGAAACGACAGACGCGAGCCUUCCUAGGCCUGGGCAUGGUCGGCAUCCCUCUAAUCGCCGCCUGGGUGUGGGAAAUCAUCCGCGUGCGAAACUACGACCGCCACGCUCCUCCAGCGACAGGACUGGACUGGACCGAGCCGGAGUUCUGGCCGAUCCUGGUCCUGUUCGUGCUGAACUGGGUGACGGGGUCGCUGUGGCAGUACAUCGUCUUGUAUUUCCUGGGCGCGUUGACGAAUUCGCCCACCAAGUCGGCUAACUAUGCUGGCGUCUUCCGCGGUUUUCUCGGCGCUGGCGAGGCGAUAUGUUUCGGGGUGGACUCGAUCAAAGUGCCGUAUAUGAAAGAGGCGGGCGUGAUUUUCGCGUUUUAUACAAGUGGUGUGCUGAUAUUUGCGUUUAUUGCGGCGUUUCAUAUUAAAGAGACGGAGUAUUUCAAUGGCGAGGAUGGUGUUGUUAUUCCCACGCAUGUUCUGCAAGAGCAUGCAGAGAAGCAGUCUGACACUGCGGCAAAGAUAUGA
This is a messenger RNA of Aspergillus puulaauensis, 1410 nucleotides long. RefSeq lists its product as uncharacterized. The transcript is spliced from 5 exons. Bases 1 to 1410 code for a protein of 469 amino acids. Lineage: Eukaryota; Fungi; Ascomycota; Eurotiomycetes; Eurotiales; Aspergillaceae. The record is from RefSeq and is a predicted model, not a curated record.